This is a messenger RNA of Exophiala viscosa, 4631 nucleotides long. RefSeq lists its product as uncharacterized. The annotation marks the transcript as partial. Gene Ontology annotation, molecular function: protein binding. The record is from RefSeq and is a predicted model, not a curated record. Lineage: Eukaryota; Fungi; Ascomycota; Eurotiomycetes; Chaetothyriales; Herpotrichiellaceae. The transcript has 2 exons.
GCAUCCGGCUCUUCGGGGUUCGGUACACCAAAUAACGCAAACGGAGGGUCAAAUGUCAAAGACGGAGCAGAAUUGCAGGAAAUCCAGACGAACGAGUUAGGUUUCGCUGCUCUUAAUGGCGAAGCCAAGCUCCGGCUACUGCCUACGCCAUGGCCGUCCGAUGCACUUCCUCCGCCAACCUCGUCGCUUCUCAGCAUCGCUUCAACAAAAGGACUUCUAGCGGCCGCCGGUCCUGACGCUUUGUACAUCACGUCUACCGAGAAAGUCAGAACAGCAUUCCAGUCUCCAGACCCGGCAAAGGACGAGAAAACAAGACCGUAUACAGCGGAGAUCAAGAUACCGCAGGCUCGUCUGUCGCAGGUUGUCUUCUCAGCAGAUGACAGUGUCCUAGUAGUCUCUGGCGAACAAGAUGGAGGAGUGGCAGCUUUUCAGGUUGACAGUCUCAUCAAGGGUCGACUGGACCCUGCCGUGCAAAUACCCACGAAUGGCCAGAGCCUGCGCGCUCUUGUCCCGAAUCCGGUCCCUGAAUCCGCUGAACUCUUUGCGCUCAUUACCACAACCGGCAAUCUGAUGCUGCUCGAUCUGAAGGCCGGGUCAAUGAGGUCAGGGAGCAAUGGUGUCGUUCUGAAAGACGGCGCGAGUUGCUUGUCAUGGAGCAACAGAGGUAAACAACUGGUCGUCGGGUUGGCAGACGGCACAGCAGUGCAAAUGAAACCUGAUGGGACAGUAGUGGCACAGAUUCCGAAGUCCACGUCUAUUCCACCAGCUGUACAUGUCUCCGGAAUCUCGUGGCUUGAGAACGACACAUUCUUGGUGAUCUACACACCCAAUGACACCAGUGAUGGUAUUCAACCGUCAGAUUACUAUAUCGUCAACCGAGAACCGAAAACCACAAAUUAUACCUUUCAGAAACUGCCCGAGGUACUGGCCCCCUUCGGUGUCGAACGACUGCCAUCUACACAUUUCAUUUCCAGGCUGAGGAGUUUCCCACCCCAACUGCAAGAUCUCCUCAUAGUCACAGCCACAACAGCUACCGAUGUCGGUCUGCUUUCAAAAUCGGACAAACCACUAUCGCAGGAGGAUCCGAUCACAUCGGCUUUUACCUUCACGACGAUAGAGGACGAUACGCGUCGUGCCCAACUACCGUUGACCCCGGAUAUGCAAGAUACCUCGCCCAUAGGUAUGGCUGUGGAUUUAUCCAGCACGGAGAAAGUUCCAAAUCCCAUUCCGUCCGAGGCGGAGAUCCUCGAGACAGCAGGCCCUGUGCCUAGCUUGGUGGUAUUGAACAACGAAGGGAUACUGGUAGGAUGGUGGAUCAUUUACAACGAUUCAGUCCGUCAAGGGACCACUUUCCCUGGCCUCGCAGCUACACAAGCUGCUAGAGGAUCCACCACCACAAUCGAGCCUUCUUCCUCUACCACUACUCCAGCACAACCUAGCAACCCCUUUCUCAAGUCCUCAACGCCAACUUUUGGUAAUGCGUCUGCGCCGACUGGCUUCGGCGUGCCAAAUGCUAAGCCAUUUGGUACUUCAUCACCAAUUGCGGCCGACAAACCUUCAUGGGCUUCUACUGGAUUUGGUGUUGGUAGUAGUGCUGCAUCGAGUGGCCCGGCCUUCGGAAAGCCAUCUUUUGGCGCAGCGACACCCAUUGGGGCAAAGCCAACCCCAACGUUUGGAUCAGCUAAUGCUCUUGGAAGUCGGAUACCGACUUUAAGUCAGCCUUCGAGCAUGAGCGGCACCACGACGUUUGGUCAGCCAAGUCCAGCUGGCGUUGGCUCAUCUGCCAGUCCAUUCGCCCGUUCUGGUGACGCAUCCAACGCUUCAGGUUUUGCGUCGUUCUCCAAAGCGGGCGGCUUCUCUUCCUUUGCUAGUGGCAAUGCGGACAAGAAAACUCAGAGUCCAUUUGGUUCGGCAGGUGGAAAGAGUCUGUUUGGUGAACAACCGAAGAGCACUUUUGGCGCAGACAAGCCUACUGCAUCACCAUUUGCAGCGAGCAAGCCUGCUGAUGGCCAAAGUACCUUCGGUAACGCUGGCGCUUUCAAAGUGCAAUCAUCAUUUCACGGUGAUGAAAGUGCCAAAGACGAUCUUCCAAAGCCCAAAGAGUCGAGCGGGUUUGGUUUCGGCACCUCUCUCGGCGACAUCCUGAACAAACCCAAAGGCGCAUUGUCGCCUACACAUGAUAAGGAAGCUGACAUGGACGACGACAGCCCCCUCAGCGAACCUGACUCAGAAAAAGAGGAGACCCCGGCCAGACCUUCGCAAAGCUCCUUUCAACCUCCACAGAGUUUAGUUACACCUCCUGCCACCCUCUCUCAGCCGAAGACUACACCUGCGCCGCCUGUCUCAAGUCUUUUCGGCCAAACUCCUCAAGACACUAAAACUCCACAGCCUCAGGCGACGACCCCAGCAUGGUCCUUUGGGGCCAGGCCGUCUACAACACCAAAAGAGACACCAGCGCCCGCGCACGCGCCCAUCUUCGGUACUAAAAGUGCUACGGAUGAGACACCCGCUGCAGUUCAGAAGAGCGUGCCAUUUAAGCCAUUUGCUAACGUGCAGGAAGCGCCAAAGAUUAAAGAAGAACUGCCAAGUGAUGAAGAAUCGGUCGAUCUGAAAAACAUACCGGAGGCACCUCUCCCGCCCGAUCCUGAGAGCAAACCACGGUUUGCGUCCGGGGAUGCUUCCGGGUCUUCACAUGGCUCCAAAAGCUCGCCAGAAGAUGCCCCAUUACCGCCGGCCUUCCUUCCUGUUCCGAAAGCCGGCCACGACGAAGAUGAGCAGCAGGAGUUGCCGAGUGAUGAAGAGGAUGAAGAGGAUGAAGAAGAAGAUGACUUCAGUUCCGAUUUUGAAGGAAGUGCUGAAGAUGUCACAGGCGAGCUUAGUCCCGAGGACGAAGCAACGGCCGAGCAACACGACCAAGUUCAGACCUCUCCUGAAAGUUCGUUCAAACCUGACGGCAGAAGUCCUGAAACGAGCCCCACUGGAGGUUUGUUCACCAAGGACACUUCGAAAGGGAUUCCCCAGAAAUCUGCUCGACCGCUAUUUGGUGAGGUCGGUACUGCACCGGUCUUUGCUCCACCCAAACCGCAACAAAGUCCUCGCUCCCCGAGCCCAGUAAGGCAUCUCUUGACAACAGAGGGGCUGAGGGUCGAUCCAUCCAGAUCUGUCAGCGCACCAGCUCACCACAGCUCUAUCGUGGACCAGAGAAAAGCCGAGUAUCAAAAAUCCGCGCUUGCUGCUCAAGCUGCGAAGACGAAGGAAGGGGAAGCAGUGAAAGAAAAGGCUCGACGCGAAGAGAUUGCCCGCCAAAAGGCACAAGAGGAAGCUGAGCAGCUCCAGGCUCUUGAAGACGAUGAAGACGAGAGACUACGACAGGAGCUUGAGCGACCGAUCUCACCAACACAGGAUCUGGAUGACUUCAUUACGUACCAGCCGAAACCGCAAGACGAAACCACGAAGACCGGAAUUCCGGCACAAAUUGAGAGACUCUACUCGGACGUCAACUCGAUGGUUUACACUUUAGGCAUCAAUUGCCGCUCCUUGUCAGCCUUUUUGCAAUACCAACAACCUGAAGCUACCAAUAAGUCUUGGCCGUCAGUCUUGGAGUCCGAAACACCUAUGGAUGCUCUGAACGAUGAGUGGCUCUUGACCGAUAUCUCACGACUUCACGAGGGACAGGCGGCGCUCUCCAAGCUCCUCGCCGAAAGCCAGGUUGACGAUUUUGGUGGAAAAGUCCAACAGUGUCAAGCGCUCAUUGGCCGCGACUUGUUUGAGCUGAGGACGAAGCUCACAUCGAUACGCAAGACCGUACAUGCUCUAUCCGCCUCCGACAGUGCCAUUAGUGCGCCGCUAUCUGCGGAACAGUCCUCUAUCCAGCACGAUCUCCGCAAGUCUUUCACUUCGGUCCAAACCAAGCUUGUCCAGGUCGAAGAUUGUAUUUCCAUACUCCGAGCCAAGGUGGCUCAAUCUGCGCCAACAGAAACAGGCAACAGACGUGAUAGUAUGAUUGGGAGAACACCGUCACAGAAAAAGCCGACUGUUGAAGCUGUAACGAAGACGGUGGGGAAAAUGAUGUCAAUGGCAGAGCAAAAGAGUGCAGAUGUUGAUCUUCUUGAGGCUCACCUGAAGCGAUUGGACCUGUCCCUAGCAUCUUCCAGUAACGGCAAUGGCGAUGUGGUGAACAACUCGAUCACCGUGACAACACCACUGCGGCUCAGACGCUCAGUCGGUGGUAGCAGUCCAUCGAGCAUCUACCAUACUCCAGAUUCCAAGUUCGGCGGCAGCACUCGCUCUAAUAAGAGCUUCAGGAUAAGCCAGAAUGGGGGACUCGCUUUGAUAUCAGCAGAGGACAAGGAGCGAUGGCAGGCUCAAGCACACCGUCGCAAAGAGGCUGCAGACGUGUUGAAGAGUGUUCUUGAGCAAAAGCGGAGAAAAACAGCGGCUAAGCGAUGAGACCGCUUUGUAUGAGAUUGGCAACCCACUUUUGAGUUAUGAAGCCAGGUCUUUGGAAAAGACCUCUCAAAAGAAGUCGGUCCUUUGUGUUACCUAGCGUUAUCGAUGUAUGAGAUAGCAGAAACCGAAUGACUGAGGCGCCGUGUGGAAGCACCAAAUUAAUUGUAGAUGAUCGAUUAGUA